AUGUCGCGCGCAACUUCGCGGCCGCCGACGCGGCUGCCGCUGCGAGUGAAGAAUGUGGGUGGAGAGGACGCGGGCGACGUGUUUGGGCGCGGGUCAAAGACCGACGUGCUCGGCACGCCGCCGCGCAAGCGUGCGGUGCCCGCCGACGAAGUGCAUGUGCGGAACCUGCCCGAGUACGCGAGCGGCAAGCGCAGUCGCGCGCACCGCACACACGAUGUGAGCGCCGCGCGUGGUGAAGCCAAGACGCUACGUAUUGACCAUGCGACGCGCUUGAGCAAGGAGGAGCGCUACCACCGCGAGCACCAAAAAGCGCAGAGCCAGCGCCAGUGGAAGGAGGCGUUUGUGCGUGCCUUUCCGAAGCUCGUCUUUUACCUGGACCAUGUUGAUGCGGCGCAGAAAAGCGUGUUUACGUCGCAGAUCCAGCAGCUUGGCGGGCGCGUCGAAGACUUCUUUUCACGGAGCGUUACCCAUGUUGUGACUACACGACAGAUUCCCGUCCAAACAGAAAAGGAGAACGACGCGCGGCGCACCAAGACGCGUGCGGGUAUCGCGCCGCCGCGCAUCGUGACGAACCCAAGCCAGGCGAGCAUUCCGCUGCACUCGGACAAGAACCCGCUCGACGACGGCGCGCCGGCGCUGCCGGCCAGCGACCUGCUCUGCAAGGCGCAGCACUUUGGCAUGAAAAUCUGGCGGCAGGACAAGCUGCAGAACAUUUUGUCGCUCCUCCUCGCCGAGGACGCGCCGGCGGACGAUACGCGCCAGAACCUCUCAGAAAUGCUGCACCAAGAAAAGCUGCACGGCACGACGGAACGCGAUCCGCUUGCGCUGCGCAGCGACUACCACUACUUCGGCAAGCACAGCUACUAUGUGCUCGUGACGGACGCCACGAACGAGCACCGCCCGAUCGCCAUCAGCGAGUACGACCGCACGGCGCACGAGGCGCAGCACAAGCCGCCGCCGUGGCCGGUGCUGUACGGAGACGUAGAAGGGCGGGGGCUCUUUGUCUACGUCAAGCCCAAGGACCGCGAACGCCUGGCGCUCCAGGACGCUCCGCCGGCGCGCCCGGCGCACCUCUCGCUGCGCCGCACCGCCUCGCUGAACCUUGCGGGCAUAUACCAGCGUGCACCGGACUCGUCCAUCGCGCCGGGCACGCCGAACCUGAUGGCGUCGGACAACAGCAUCGCGCUCGCGUCGACCGUCGCGUCGACCACCUCGACGACGCUCCACAGCCAGGGCACGCAGCCGGGCAACGCAAUGGGCGAUAAGCGCCUCGCGGAGCUUACGCGGCGCAUGCACACGCCGGUCGAUCUGAAGCAGGGCGCCGUCGUGCGCCGCAUGCUGGAAGAAGGGCCGGGGCUGCGCCGGACUAAGAGCACCAACAACGUGCCGCGCGAGCCGCGCAUCAAGGAAAAGCGCCCGGGACACUGCGAAAACUGCCGCUGCCGCUUUGAGGACUUUGACGAACACACACGCAGCCGCCGCCACCGCAAGUUUGCGAUGGACGAGUCCAACUUUGUCGCGCUCGACGAGCUGCUCCAGCGCGUGCAGCGCGAGCCGACAGAGAACGGCAUGUGGAACGACUAUACGCACCAGGACACGUACGAUGGCGAGGCAGGGGCGUACGCUGCGCACGACGAGUAUGUGCACGACGAGUACGUGCACGACGAAUACGUGCACGACGAGUACGUCGCCGGCAGCGACGAGGCUGCCGAUGCGCUGGAUGGCGUGGUCGUCGACGAGCGCGAGCUGGACGGCGAGCCACUGGCCGAGGGCCAAUGCGAUGUGCAGGCCGACGACGCGCUCCAGGACGAGCGUGGCGAUCCUAGCGCCGAGUGCGACGCCCGUGCGGCCGACCUUGCCGAGCCCGAGCAAACGGAUGCCGAGCAUGUCGGUGCCGAGCCAGGCGAGCGCGGUGCCGACCCGCUUGCCGUGUGCGAGCCAAGUGGAAACGACGAGCUCUCGACCGAUCCGUUUGUGCAGCGUGACCAAGCCAAGGCCGACGAGCAUGCCGUGGGUGUCUCUGGCGAGCAGCGCCCGCUCGAGCACGGCAGCGAGCCCGUCAAGAGCACGCACACACGCGCGGACCACGCGUCGGCGGACGCGACCGAGGACACGCGAGCGGCGGCGGACAAGGACGUGAUGACUGUCUCGGCAGAGCCUGCUGCAGCGGCAUCGACCGAGCUGCCUGCGCCUGCCGCGAGUGCCGCGUCAGGCUCGCCGUACGAGGCGCCCGGCACUCCGUACUUUGCUCCGCAAGUGCCGCCGAUGGGCCCCUACCCCGCGCAUGCCUUCUAUGCCCCGGCGCCGUACAUGAUGCCUGCCAACCCGAUGUACACGAUGCCGAUGCAUGUCUAUGCCCCGAGCGCGCAAGCGCGCCCCAUGUACUUUGGCCCGCCACUGCACGACAUGACGACGGACAUGCAGCGUGAGCCGCAGGCCGAUGCAGAGCGCUCCGUGUCGCCGUACGCCCCGCCGUACGCUCCCUAG
This is a messenger RNA of Malassezia japonica, 2487 nucleotides long. It is a transcript of the gene DBF4, whose product is annotated as Cdc7p-Dbf4p kinase complex regulatory subunit. Gene Ontology annotation, molecular function: zinc ion binding; nucleic acid binding; protein serine/threonine kinase activator activity. The transcript has a single exon. Gene Ontology annotation, biological process: regulation of cell cycle phase transition; positive regulation of nuclear cell cycle DNA replication. NCBI's taxonomy places the organism in Eukaryota, Fungi, Basidiomycota, Malasseziomycetes, Malasseziales, Malasseziaceae. The record is from RefSeq and is a predicted model, not a curated record. Gene Ontology annotation, cellular component: Dbf4-dependent protein kinase complex. The coding region runs from base 1 to 2487 and encodes 828 amino acids.